AUGAAGACUGUCCAGCUUAUUUCUGAGACACCAAAAUCUAUAUCUCUUGAUGAGCAUCGCCAAUUGGUUGAGUCGACUCCGAGUUCAUUUGGAGACAUUCCGCCCGUUCUGCGACACCGGCAAGAUGGAGUUAAAAUUAUAUUUGAUCCACCACAAGAAGGUCUUUCUGAAGAGGACCUUUCUAAUGGAGCGCUUUACUUGGUGGAAAGCGUCCUUGCCUUCAUAUCUGCUACGGGACGCGGGUUCCAAAUAUUGUAUCCACAAAUAAUCAUUCAUGCUAUUUCGACCUCGGGAUCGGAGCCUAUUGUUUGGUGCCAAUUGGAGAAGUCAACACUGGACGAUGAUUUUGAAGACGGGGAUGACAUCGAGACAAUAGAACUCAAAAUAAUCCCUUCAGAUCCACAUACUGUGACCACAGUGUUCGAAGCACUCUCGCACUGCUCCUCUCUACACCCCGACCCAAACUCGGAGGGGGAAGGAUACGAAUACGACGACACCGAAGAGGAUGAUGCGGUCUAUGUUAACACUGGAGAUCACCGAGCAUUCACGGGGGAAGAUGGAGAAGAACUGAGUGAGGCCGGGAGGGUGCGCAGUAAUUUCGCCAACAACAAUCGGUUCACUCCAUAUUAA
This is a messenger RNA of Cantharellus anzutake, 630 nucleotides long. RefSeq names its product regulator of volume decrease after cellular swelling-domain-containing protein. NCBI's taxonomy places the organism in Eukaryota, Fungi, Basidiomycota, Agaricomycetes, Cantharellales, Hydnaceae. The coding region runs from base 1 to 630 and encodes 209 amino acids. Gene Ontology annotation, biological process: mRNA cis splicing, via spliceosome. The transcript has 3 exons. The record is from RefSeq and is a predicted model, not a curated record. Gene Ontology annotation, cellular component: spliceosomal complex; cytosol.